Messenger RNA from Oncorhynchus masou masou (cherry salmon), 1199 nucleotides. Its product is annotated as G protein-coupled receptor kinase 6-like. The record is from RefSeq and is a predicted model, not a curated record. Gene Ontology annotation, cellular component: cytoplasm. Lineage: Eukaryota; Metazoa; Chordata; Actinopteri; Salmoniformes; Salmonidae. The transcript has 4 exons. Gene Ontology annotation, biological process: regulation of signal transduction; protein phosphorylation. Gene Ontology annotation, molecular function: protein kinase activity. The coding region runs from base 374 to 982 and encodes 202 amino acids.
GGAACGAACGAAGCUGAGAGCCGAGCAGGAAGGAAAAUUAACGAAGGCAGGAGAGGCUUUGAAUGCUAACAAGCGUUAUAGCUUUAACUACAAUAGUAGCCGCCGUUGUUUAGCCUAAAAGGUGAAGAGUUUUUUUUGUUGUGUGCCGAAAACAUCAAACGAUGGAGUCGGCGAACUAGUAGCCAACCACGAUUGCAAAAACCCAACACCUGGUAACCCGCCGAACUUGGAGAGCAAGCAAAGGCUAUGCGCCAGCUGCAGAAUUCACCAUCAUCAUCAUCAUCGGUGCCGCUACCUUCAUCUUUUUCAGUUGAAGUGAAAUGUAUUGCCUAGUCUGUAUGGGAGACGGAUCUUACACUUACUGACCAUUACCAUGGAGAUAGAGAAUAUAGUCGCCAACACGGUGCUGCUGAAGGCGAGAGAAGACAGGGACUAUACCAGUCUGUGUGAGAGACAGCCGAUUGGUCGAUUGCUGUUCCGUCAGUACUGUGACACCAGGCCAGAGCUCAAACGUUGCAUCGAGUUCAUGGACUCUGUGGCCCUGUACCAGCUCGCUCCGGAUGAGAAGAGGAAGGACUGUGGAAUCAGAAUGUUGGAAACGUACUUUAACAACGGGUCGGCAGCCCAUCUGCGAGAUAUACCGCAGGAGUUGGUAGGGGAGUGCCGUGAGAAGCUGGAACAGACGCCCUGCAAGGAACUCUUCAACGACUGCUGCAAGUAUGUCUGUCUUCUUAUUGGUCCAAACACCUGUCCAUCAGGCUAUCACCUGGCAUUCAUUGGUCAGCUCGCCUGUCCAUCAGGGUAUCACCUGGUAUUCAUUGGUCAGCUCGCCUGUCCAUCAGGGUAUCACCUGGCAUUCAUUGGUCAGCUCGCCUGUCCAUCAGGGUAUCACCUGGCAUUCAUUGGUCAGCUCGCCUGUCAAUCAGGGUAUCACCUGGCAUUCAUUGGUCAGCACACCUGUCAAUCAAAGAGCUACAUAUAAUUAAGUGGUCUGGCUAUUGUAUCUGGGUGGGGCAUCCUAAUGCCAGAGAUGAAAAGGUGAAGCGAGGGAAAACUCAACAAGCAAAGAGUUUUUCUAUGGAGGUCAAUGCGAGAGAGGGUGGAAUUUGGUUAUAUAUAUAUAUAAAAACAAUGUUAUGGUUUAUUUGCUACGUGUGGCUUAUUUGAUUAAAUAAAUGUUUUUUGUUGUAAUACUUCGG